Messenger RNA from Sorghum bicolor (sorghum), 2459 nucleotides. Its product is annotated as tyrosine-sulfated glycopeptide receptor 1. NCBI's taxonomy places the organism in Eukaryota, Viridiplantae, Streptophyta, Magnoliopsida, Poales, Poaceae. The transcript has a single exon. Gene Ontology annotation, molecular function: protein binding. The record is from RefSeq and is a predicted model, not a curated record. Bases 137 to 2308 code for a protein of 723 amino acids.
CAUGAAAGAUAUCGAAAUGGGAGUCAAUGUUUGAGCUAGUCAGCUCUCAGCAAUAGUGAUUGUCGGCCAGCUACCACUAGAAUGAGGUCAUCGAGUCAACGACGACCUGUCACUUGACAGAGUCAAGCAAGCAAAGAUGAUGAUGAUGAAAAACCACCAAACAAGCAAGCAAAGCAAAGACGAGACGACACACACAUCAUCACCCACAAUAGAAUCAAUCUUGAUUCCUCGCAGAAACCAAAUGAUGAUAAUGGAAAACCACCAAGCGAUAGUCCUUGGCUUUGGUACUCUUGGAGUAGUGCUCCUGCUCUCCCUCGUCUCUCCGGCCACCUCCUGCACUCCGCUGGAGGAGGCCUCCCUCCUCCAGUUCCUCAACGAGCUCUCGCCAGCAGGCCCAAGUCACACGCUCCUCAGCGAGACAUGGCGGAACAGCACCGCCAGCUGCUGCGCGUGGGAAGGGGUCACCUGCGACGGAAACGGCACGGUGACCGAGCUCCUGCUGCCGUCCAGGGGGCUCGAGGGUAACAUCUCGGCGUCCCUCGGCAACCUCACCGGCCUGCGGCGCCUCGACCUGUCGCGCAACUCGCUCUCCGGCGGCCUCCCGCCGGAGCUGAUGUCGUCGGCAAGCGUCCUCGUCCUCGAUGUCAGCUUCAACCGCCUCAGCGGCGAGCUGCAGGAGUACUCGCCGUCGUCGCUUGAGUACCAUCCUCUGCAGGUACUCAACGUCUCCAGCAACUUCUUCUUCGGUGAUUUCCCAUCCACGGCGUGGGGCAAAAAGCCCGAUCUGGUUGAGAUCAACGCGAGCCAUAACAGUUUUCACGACGGCGUGCCGUACUCUUUCUGCUUCGGCUCGCCGUCGUCCUUCGCCGUGCUAGAUCUUUCCUACAACCUGUUCACGGGCGGCAUCCCCAGCGGUAUAGGCGAAUGCUCUGCACUCCGAGUGCUCAAGGUUGGCCACAACGACAUCGGCGGCGAAAUCCCUGACGAGCUGUUCAAUGCUACCUCGUUGGAGCAGCUGUCUUUUCCCCAAAGUGGCCUGACAGGAGAGCUUCGCGGUGAACUUGUGGCCAAACUUGGCGCUCUGCAAAUCCUUGAUCUUCAAGGCAACAACUUGGUCGGUGAAAUUCCAGACUCCAUAGGUGAGCUCCAUAGAUUGAAGGAGUUGCAUUUGGGACGCAACACCAUGAGAGGAGAGCUUUCCAAGGUCAACUUCUCAGGCCUGCCAAGUCUGGAAAUUCUGGAUCUUACGUCCAACAGUUUCACUGGAGAAAUUCCGGAAAGCGUCUACUCUUGCAGCAAGUUAACGACGCUACAGCUCUCUUCCAAUAGAUUCCAUGGUCAGAUAUCACGAAGUCUUGCCAAUCUCAUAUCCCUAUCAUUCCUAUCACUUGCCAACAAUGCUUUCAAGAACAUCACAAAUGUACUUUAUGCACUCGGAAACUCCAAGAACAUCACCACUUUGCUCCUGCAAUUCAACUUCAGGGGUGAGACUCUGCCUGAUGAUGUAACGAUCACUGACGGUUUUCAGAGCCUUCGGGUUCUUUCCCUAGGAUCUUGCUUGUUGUCUGGAAACAUUCCUCUUUGGCUAUCAAAACUAACUAGAUUGGAGAUCUUGGAUCUUGCCAACAAUCGACUCACUGGACCAAUACCAGUCUGGAUCGACAGCCUAAGCUUCCUGUACCAUCUAGAUCUGUCAAAUAACAGGCUUACGGAGGAUAUCCCAACGGCCGUAAUGGAGCUGCCAAUGCUGCAAUCUCAGAAUGUUGCAGUCCUUUCAGCUCCAAUAUCUGUACUAUUUCCUGACCAAGAGACAGACGGUGUUUUCCCUGCAGUGUUAAAUCUCUCUAAUAAUCACCUCACAGGCACAAUCCCUUCAGAGAUUGGUCAGCUCAAGUCACUCGUAGUGCUUAAUCUGAGCUUCAAUAGCUUGUCAGGAAGCAACCCACAGGAACUUUGCAACCUGACAAACCUGCAGGUGGUAGAUCUGUCUCACAACCAUCUCACAUGUUCGAUCCCGUCGGCGCUCAACAACCUGCACAUGCUUUCAACAUUCGAUGUUUCUUACAACGACUUGGAGGGAGAAAUUCCAACUCUCUUUCAUACAACUGUAAUUGUAUAUGGGAACCAGAAGUUGGGUGAUCCAUCGCUUGGUCAUGACUGUGCUUCCGCAGUCGUCUCUACUCUCUUGGCAGAACGAACUACUGGAAAGAUCAUCUUUGCAAUUUCUUUUGGUGCGUUCUUCUUUGUCGGAGUGCUAUAUGAUCAGACAGUCUUGUCCAGAUAUUUGGCAGUGCAAACCCUGUUCUAGUUUCUGAUAAACUGGUCACUUGUCACUGUUGUUCAUAUUCAAAAUGCAUAUCUACUGAACAAGGUUUUGACCAAUUGCUAAGCAAAUUUUAGCUCCUGUACAGUUUUUUUUUUAAAAAAUCGAAAUAUAUGGCACUGAACGAGAUCUAUUU